Messenger RNA from Eutrema salsugineum, 1310 nucleotides. RefSeq lists its product as uncharacterized. The record is from RefSeq and is a predicted model, not a curated record. The transcript is spliced from 5 exons. The coding region runs from base 288 to 1046 and encodes 252 amino acids. Lineage: Eukaryota; Viridiplantae; Streptophyta; Magnoliopsida; Brassicales; Brassicaceae.
UCGCAGUCUUUGAUUUUAAUUAAAUUUGGUAAGAGAGAGAUUUAAUUUCUCGGGAGAAUAUAUUUUCUGUUUUCCUCUUCUUCGAUUCGAUGUGAUCCCGCCAAACAAACUCUUUACUCUCUCCUCCUCCUCACGAUAUUCUCCACCGUCGAUUCUUCAGCCCUUCUCUCUCUCUCUCUCCGUUGAUCUGUGCUUUGUCGCCGGAAAAGUUCUCUGAAUUUUCGACAUUAGAAGCUUCUUCGUGAUAUUGUCUUUUAUGAAGGGACAUCGGAGUAGCGACGAGAUUUAUGAUGCUUUGUGGUUCUUUGCGAGAUCGAAUACAGCCUUGGCUUCGCGACUAUGUUAGGCUCCAAUCUCUCGCCGUCAUCCUUAUUUACACUCAGAUUGGGUGUGCGCUGAUUGGAUCACUAGGAGCAUUAUACAAUGGAGUUUUGCUAAUAAACUUGGCGAUUGCGUUGUUUGCGCUUGUGGCAAUCGAGAGCAAUAGCCAAAGUCUCGGCAGGACCUACGCUGUUCUUCUUUUCUGCGCUAUUCUUCUUGAUGUCUCGUGGUUCAUUCUUUUCACCCAUGAGAUAUGGAGCAUUUCAGCUGAGACGUAUGGAACCUUCUUCAUAUUUUCAGUGAAGCUGACCAUGGCUAUGGAAAUGAUUGGCUUCUUUGUGAGGCUGUCGUCGUCACUCUUAUGGUUUCAGAUUUAUAGGCUGGGGGCUUCUAUUGUGGACAAUUCACUUCCUCGUGAAACAGAUUCAGAUUUACGAAAUAGCUUCUUGAACCCACCAACUCCUGCUAUAGCUAGACAAUGUUCAGGUGCAGAAGAAAUCUUGGGAGGUUCUAUGUACGACCCAGCCUACUACACCUCUCUUUUUGAAGAGGGCCAAACCAAUAUGAAUUCACCCAAGGCAACACAGGUGAAUCAUUAUUUAGCUGGGAACAAUGGAUCACCAUCUGCUGCAGAAGCCUCUCAGAUUAAGUCUCCCACAUCCAGAUCACUACAUGCAAUUGAUGAAGAGAAGGGUUUGAAGCAACCGGGGAUGUCUUCAUUAUGAGAACCCCAUUCAAGAACGGUGGUGCUGUUUUACAUUCUAAACAAGCAACUUGCCUGCUGUGCAUUAGCUAAUGUUUAGGAUAUGAAGCAGACGCAACUAUUAUUGGGCUAGCGAGGGAAUCAUGAAAUCUUCAUGUCCAUACAGAGGGCAGCAAGAUUAUAUACCACCUAUCAGGAGAUGAGAUUCUAUAUGUUAGACGCCAAGUAAGCACCGUUUCUACUUUUGCUUUUUUCAUCAUUUAUUUUGUAUGAAAAUAUUUAUUUU